AUAAACAUCUAAUGAAAUUACUACUGCUUGAUAUUCUGAUACCCACAAGUAAGAAGAAAGGAGGAAGUUUGAAAAAUAAAAUGUCACAAAUUGAAAAAAGAGAUACCGGACCAGACGAUGAGGUCUCCGUGGAAACUAUUACAGUGAAAGGAAGAACAUCAUCAGAAAACCAGCACGCUAUAAGUAAAGUAGAGAUUCAGCUGGCAGCAGCCUAUGUUUCAGAUGCUCAGUACAACAGGAACAUUCUCUUUGACAGAUCGCCAGAGGGCAUCAGGCUGUACAGAUUGUACAACCACUGGGGCUUGCUUUCAAUUACUUACAUUUUUAUUGUUGUGGAUCUUGCACUCGCUAUAUUUGAAGAGCCAGCCGUUGUUCCUUUGCCUAUAUGGGCUACAUCAUUGGUAGAGUUCCUGUGUCUUUUGGUCUUUACAGGGCGUCUGGUUCACUUUGCAAAAGUUAUUCCCCGAAAGUCUUUCUGGAAAGAUGCAAAAAACAUUUGCAUCAUAGUCACGAUUUUACUUACACUAGUGGAUAUGAUUAUUUACGGGUCACUUAAAGUGACAGGGUAUUAUGGGGCCCGAUGGUCUCGAGUAUUACGGCCUCUCUUCUUGGUCAACAUCACUGAAAGUCGACAGGUACGAAGAGCAUUCCGGAGUAUUCGAAACACUUUGCCACAAAUCCUAUAUGUCUUUUUGCUAUUUAUUUUUAGUGUUCUCAUGUUCUCACUUAUGGCCCUGAAGUUGUUUGGAAAAAGAAACUAUUUAACAAUUGAAGGAAAGCCAUAUUUUACAAACUACUUAGAAGUGGUCUUUAACCUGUAUGUUUUAGUGACCACUGCCAACAGCCCAGAUGUCAUGAUGCCUGCUUAUAACAACAAUACAUGGUUCUCCAUCUUCUUCAUCCUGUAUAUUAUCAUUAACAUGUACGUCUUCAUGUCUGUCUUCCUGGCCGUCAUCUACAAUAAUUACAAGAAACACCUCAAGGAAGAGGUGAAACAGCUGGUCAGCGUAAAGCGCCACAAGAUGGUGAAAGCCUUUAAAGUCCUGCAAGUGUGCGAGGGAAAUGAGUACAUCGUCCGACAAUCCCACUGGAACCAGCUGGUGAAGAUGGUUGAGCCGAGUAUCAGCAACGCCUACAGAGAGCUGCUGUGGAGUGUUUCGGAUGAUGAACAGAAAGGCUACAUAGGAAAAGUUGCCUUUGUCCAGUUGGCUGACCUUCUGAAUAUUCGAGUUAUUACAACGAAGGCCCGGAUUCACCCAUUACAAACCUGGCUGCCAGACCUGUACCAUUCAGCAGGGAGCAGACUCAUACAUAAAAUGGUUCAGCACAAAGGGUUUGUUUAUGCAUACGACCUGAUUAUUCUGAUAAAUGCUGUGUUCAUUGGCAUGGAUGAAGAGAAUGCGAUCAUUGCCUAUGCUGAAUGGGUGUUCCUGGGGCUGUAUCUGGUGGAGAUAUCCCUUAAACUUUACACUUAUGAGCCCCGACUGUUUUUUGCAAAGCACCAGUUUUGGAACUGGUUUGACACCAUCAUCAUAAUUGCAGCCCUGGUUGCUACUAUAGUGACCUCUGUACUGAGAUCAUCUGGAGGUUACAAUAGUCAGCAAGUACUUGAUAUUGUCUUUAUCUUAAGGGUCCUGAGGCUUAUUCGAAUUGUUGACAGCAUCAAAAGGUUCCGUUCUAUUAUCAAUACUCUGAUGAACAUUGGACCCACAAUGCUUACUUUCGGACAACUUGUUGUAGUGGUGUAUUAUAUAUUUGCUAUCAUUGGGAUGGAAAUAUUCAAGUACAAAAUCAAAUCUUAUAGCCCAGAUUCAACUGACCCUGAAAGUGAAUUCUGUGGAAAUAUUCUAUUGAAAGACUCCAAGUUUGCAAACUAUAAAUACUGUAAGAAUAACUUUAACAACAUUGUGUCUUCAUUCAUCCUCCUUUUGGAGUUGACUGUUGUCAACCAAUGGCAUGUUCUGGCCAGCGGCUUUACAAUGGUAACCCAUAUUAGCGCAAUAUUGUAUUUCAUCAUUUUCCAUAUUGUGGUGGUCAUCAUUAUCCUCAACAUUUUUAUAGCCUUCAUACUGGAAGCUUUCUUUGUGGAAUAUACUGUAGAAAAGAGUAAUGUACAGACUUCAAUUGAAAAGAAAAUCCAAGAACUUCAAUUAGGGAUCCAGGAGGACCAGCUGGAAGGAACCAUGUGCAAUGACAUGGAAACGCCCGACAAUGACCUUGGGCCAACAGAAAACACGAAGGUGAAACCUACUCUGAUGUUUGAGAUAGCUUCAAAAAGAUACAGGACCGCUGAUGCCUUGCUGCAGCACAUAUUUCAGGCAGACCUCAGCCCGGAUGACGACGGAUCCCCUUUGGAUGAGUCUGAUGAAGAUUCUUUACCAGCUGACUUCAAUUUCCAAAACCCAGCCUUUGACAGUGUGUGACCAAAAAAAAAAAAAAAAAAAAACUGAAAAGGGAUUAUUGUUGUUGUUGUUAUUAUUUUAUGAAACCGUCCAGGUCUUAAUGUACAGCAUUGUGCAUUUUUAUUACUUAUCAUUACUUUUGAUAUUUUAGAAGAAGAAAGUUAACAGUUAUCUAAAAACAGCCAGCACAUAAGCUGAAUUUAUUCUGCAGUUUCCUUACGUAGCUGGAAGGUGACCCAGAGCUUACCUGUCUGUAGCCUGCAUGCGUCUAACAGGUGUUCUGUGACGUACUUCCUUUACUGAUAUUAAUGCAUCUUUCUACAUUUUUGGCAGAGAGAUGAGGUAAUAUGUUUUCAGCUUGAAACCUGAUUCAAGGCAGCACAAAGACAGCAAUGUGUUGACGCCAAGAUGGUGCGGAUCGUUUUCCAGCAGCCUGAAGAAAUUCUCUGCCAAUUCAGAAUUCUUGCUAUUGUCAGAGAACGCUAACACACAAAUAGAAACCAGUUGUAUUUGAAAGCAAAAUUACUACGAUACCAACGACCUCAACAAGUAGUAGCAGAAAGUAGCAUUUUUAAAAAUGGAUGAUGUUCAAUUUUGAUUUAUUGUAAUAUGUCUUAUAAGAGUGAAUUCCAUGUGGAUCAAAGCUUUAUCUUCUUCGAAUGCUAUCCUUGCAAAUACCAGUUGUUAAAUCUGUGUCAAUAUAUUUUCACUGAAAAAGGAGUAAUCUUUAAGAAAGAUUUAAUAUUUAGAUCAUGUGCGUUUUUCUAAUAUAGAGAGAGAAAAAAAAGUGGAUAAUGUUUAAUAAAAAAUAUGUAUGUAGUUAAAACAUGAUGUAUACUAUACUAUUAUUGAUAAUAGUAUUGAUUCUUUAAAAUAUACUCUGAACUCCAUCUUAUGAUAAUGGUUUUCUGUAUCAUAUAUACUUUUCUUUUAUAUGCCAUAUAUGUUAAAGUAUUGUAAAAUACAUAAAGAAAAUGAAAUGUAUUAUGUAUUUAGUAAAAUGUGUUACAUUACUGUACAAUGUGUUAUGUUUUCUACUAGUGGUAAAACAGGGUACUCCUUAAU
Acipenser ruthenus (sterlet) is the source of this 3467-nucleotide messenger RNA. It is a transcript of the gene tpcn3, whose product is annotated as two pore segment channel 3. Lineage: Eukaryota; Metazoa; Chordata; Actinopteri; Acipenseriformes; Acipenseridae. Bases 12 to 2423 code for a protein of 803 amino acids. Gene Ontology annotation, cellular component: membrane. The transcript is spliced from 20 exons. Gene Ontology annotation, biological process: monoatomic ion transport; transmembrane transport. Gene Ontology annotation, molecular function: monoatomic ion channel activity. The record is from RefSeq and is a predicted model, not a curated record.